Solanum lycopersicum (tomato) is the source of this 4057-nucleotide messenger RNA. Its product is annotated as pentatricopeptide repeat-containing protein At4g33990. Lineage: Eukaryota; Viridiplantae; Streptophyta; Magnoliopsida; Solanales; Solanaceae. Gene Ontology annotation, molecular function: RNA binding; protein binding; zinc ion binding. The record is from RefSeq and is a predicted model, not a curated record. Gene Ontology annotation, cellular component: intracellular membrane-bounded organelle. Gene Ontology annotation, biological process: RNA modification.
UUCAAAUAUUUUAAAAUUAGAAUGUGAAUUUAUUUUGAAUAUUUUUAAAAGUUUAGAAGUUUUAAACAUAACAUUUUAAACCCAACCAAUUUUAAUUUCCAAACAGUUUUUUUCACCUAUCCCUCAAUUUACUCCUCUAACUUGUUCCCUUUGCCAAUUUUCGUCACCUCUCUGCUGUGCCCCAUCUUCUCCGACAAGCCUACACACCAGAAAACCAGCUAAAGAAAGGACCUACAAGUCCCAAAACCCCCUUCCAUUUCCCUUUACCAUUUCCGUCAAAACACCUCCACGCUCCUACCAUCUUCUUCGACCAACCAACAACCUCAGCCCCUUGCUUCAGCCACCAAACGACAAAACCCCAAAACCCACCUGAAACCGAUACCAGACCCCACUAUUCUCUUCCUCUCUCCGGCAAAAACCAGACCCAAACAUACCUACUUUGGCAAACAGCAGCUCCAAACCGUAACUCCAACAACAAGUUUUUCCUCCGGAAUGGAUAAGCUGUCAUUUGAAGAAAUGACAAUCUUAGUUUUGUUGGAACAACUGGUGCUACUUUGUGGUUGCACAAACAGGCUGGUAAGGAGAGUGCCUAUAUCUUGUCAAGAUCAAUAGUGCCAUGUCUGUGCUGAGGUCAAUAUUGCCAUGUCACAGAGACAGAUUAUUAUUGGCCUUCAAAGGCUGGCGUUCCAUAAAAUAUCUGUCAUUCUCCUCUUUCUGGUGCAAGUUAUACUCAAGUGGAAGUUACAAUGAGGUAUUAUCAAAUGGUGUUGCAAGCAAGAAAAAAGAGUUCGAUUUUGAGCAUUUAUUCCACUCCUGUACCAAAAUCUACAUUUUGAAGUGCCUUCAUGCCCUUCUCAUUGUGUCAGGGAAGGCUCAGAGUAUCUUUAUUGGCACUAGACUUGUGAAUCUUUAUGCUCACUUGGGUGAUGUUUCUUUGUCACAGAAGACUUUCUGCAUGAUAGAGAAUAAAGAUGCUUAUACUUGGAAUUCUAUGAUAUCGUCUUAUGUUCGUAAUGGCCAUUUCUGGGAAUCCCUGAAUUGUUUGAAUGAAAUGUUGUCCACAGCUGAUGUUAAGCCUGACUUUUACACUUUUCCUCCAGUGUUGAAAGCUUGUAAUAGUAUAAUUGAUGGUGUAAGGAUACACUGCUGGGCUUCAAAACUUGGGUUAGAGUGGGAUGUGUUUGUAGCUGCCUCCUUGGUGCAUAUGUAUUGCCGUUUCCAAUCUUCUGGUAUUGCCUUUAGAAUUUUUAAGGACAUGCCUUAUCGAGAUAUGGGUUGUUGGAAUGCUAUGAUAUCUGGGUUUUGUCAGAAUGGAAAUGCUACAGAGGCAUUGAGCUUGUUGGAUGAGAUGAGAUUAGAGGGUAUAAAAAUGGAUACAGUGACUAUUGCAGUAGUACUUCCUACAUGUGCACAGCUUGGUGAUGUUGUGCAUGGAAUGUCAAUUCACUUGUAUGUUAUAAAGCAUGGCCUAGAAUUAGAUGUCUUUGUGUCGAAUGCUUUAAUAAACAUGUAUGCCAGAUUUGGUGAGCUAAGUUAUGCACAAAAAGUAUUUGAUGGUAUGAUGGUAGUGAGAGAUUUAGUAUCAUGGAACUCUUUAAUUGCUGCAUACGAGCAGAAUAAUGUUCCCGAAAAAGCACUGAAGUACUUUCAAGAGAUGAUGAUAAAUGGGGUUCAGCCUGACUUGUUGACAUUGGUGAGCUUAGCUUCUAGUAUUGCUCAAACCAAAAGUUUUCGUUCUUGCAGAUCGGUUCAUGGAUUUGUAUUAAGGAGAUCUUGGAUUCAGGUAGAUGUUAUUAUGGGUAAUGCUGUUGUGGAUAUGUACGCGAAGUUGGGUCUUAUUCAUUGUAGUCGUAAGGUUUUUGACGAGAUCCCUAUUAAGGAUGUAGUGUCAUGGAACUCAAUGAUCACAGGUUAUGCUCAAAAUGGACUUGCAAGUGAGGCUAUUGAAAUUUACAACAUGCUGAAAGAGUGUGACGACAUAGAACCAAACCAAGGAACUUGGGUGAGCAUUUUGCCAGCUUAUGCUCAUCUAGGGGCACUGCAAGAAGGAACAAGGACUCAUGGGCAUGUUUUCAAAGUAGCUCUUAAUUUGGACGUCUUUGUUAGUACGUCCCUCAUUGACCUUUAUGGAAAAUGUGGAAAACUGGAUGAAGCCAUGUUAUUGUUUCAUGAGGUGCCUAGAAUGAGUUCAGUCCCUUGGAAUGCCAUAAUAUCAUGUCAUGGUAUUCAUGGAAAUGGUAGGGUUUCUCUGAAACUGUUUAAUGAUAUGCUGAAUGCAGGUAUUAAACCAGAUCAUGUAACAUUUUUAUCUCUAUUGGCUGCUUGUAGCCAUUCAGGCUUAGUUGAUGAGGGUAAAACUUACUUUCAUAUGAUGGAGCAAGAGUUUGGCAUUAAACCUGGUCUAAAGCACUAUGGCUGCAUGGCUGAUCUGCUUGCCAGGGCUGGGGGCCUAGAAACAGCAUACCAAUUUAUAAAAAACAUGCCUUUGCAACCGGAUGCUUCAGUUUGGGGUGCUCUUCUUGGUGCAUGUAGAGUACAUGGAAAUGUUGAGCUGGGUAAAUUGGCUUCCGAUAAUUUGUUUGAAGUUGAUCCAGAGAAUGUUGGCUACUAUGUAGUGCUGUCCAACAUCUAUGCUAAUUAUGGGAGCUGGGAGGGGGUGAAUGAAGUGAGAUCAUUGGCUAGAGACAAGGGGUUGAAGAAGACUCCAGGAUGGAGCUCAAUUGACCUAAACAAUAAGAUUGAAGUAUUUUAUACAGGAAACCAGUCUCAUCCACAAUGCCACGAGAUAUAUGAGGAAUUAGGUAUUUUAACUGCUAAGAUCAAGACCUUAGGUUAUACUCCAGAUUAUACCUUUGUAUUACAAGAUGUCGAGGAGGACGAGAAGGAACAAAUCCUUACCAGUCAUAGUGAGAGAUUGGCUAUUGCUUAUGGAAUUCUUAGCACUCCUCCUAAAAGUCCUUUACGGAUCUAUAAAAAUUUACGGGUUUGUGGCGACUGCCACAAUGUAACUAAACUAAUUUCUAAGAUUACAGAGAGAGAGAUUAUUGUAAGGGACUCCAAUCGCUUUCAUCACUUCAAGAAUGGUGUUUGUUCAUGUGGGGAUUACUGGUAACAUACGUCCAUAGCUCUGCAGAGAAAUUUAAACCUUUUAAGGUUGGCAUCAUUAUGCUGUAGCUGCUGCAAGAAAUGUAAUUUGUUCUUUUCAAGCUGUUGUACUGUACUGUGAUUGAUGAAUCCUCACAGUCGUUCUUUUUCUGGAAUUCACUCUUCCCUGUUCUUGGUCUGAAAAUAAAGAAAGGAUUUGGCCGAAAAAGAAGCAUGACUACGACCUAUGGAUACCAUGACCAAUCACCAUCAAUAAAGAAGAAUCUUUCUAAAUCACUUCGUGUCUUCAAGAAUCCAAAAUACACUGGGAAUGGAACAGAGAUUUUUACGGAGGCUUGACAAAGGUAUAUGUGUAUAUCAGUUUCUUGGUUGUGCUGGUCGAUCUCAAAAAAUGCUUAUGCUCCAUUUCACCAGUCUAAAAAUGAGAAGUGUCUUAUAAUUGAAUUUGCUGAUUAUUUCAUGUCUCGAAUCUAGGCUUCAACAUCGAUUACCGUCGCAACAGGAAAGCAGAAAAUAUUAUCAGGAACUUUACCAAGUCAUGCUGUAAUUUUUCAUCUUGGCUGGUUCCAUGUUUCGAUCUCUUGUGCAAUGUUAUCAACUGUUCAAGCACGAGACUGGCAGACGGUGAACCAAAAUCAGAGGCUGUGGCCACCCCAGAUGUUCGCCGAAGGUAAAGAUAUUGGAAGAAUUCAAACCUCUGUAAGUGGAGAAGUGUUCUGCUCCCAAGCUGCCACCAGAACAAAUAGGAAAAUGGUGUAUACGAUAGAGAUAUCAGAAUAUCAUUUGUUGCUUUAUGUAUAGCAUGUUUUGCCGUAUUGUUCUACAGAACUGUAUGGUGUGUAUUUGUUAGAUUGUAAGGCCUCGAAAUGAUGGUUGUUGAUCACUUUUCAGUUGAAAUACCAUUGUAGCGACUAUUUUUCAAUUAUAGGAGCUGAGAAGUUCUAUUUGUGAA